Pteronotus mesoamericanus is the source of this 3779-nucleotide messenger RNA. It is a transcript of the gene SCARF1, whose product is annotated as scavenger receptor class F member 1. The transcript has 11 exons. Gene Ontology annotation, cellular component: membrane. NCBI's taxonomy places the organism in Eukaryota, Metazoa, Chordata, Mammalia, Chiroptera, Mormoopidae. Gene Ontology annotation, molecular function: low-density lipoprotein particle binding; scavenger receptor activity. Gene Ontology annotation, biological process: dendrite development; heterophilic cell-cell adhesion; neuron remodeling. The record is from RefSeq and is a predicted model, not a curated record. The coding region runs from base 52 to 2544 and encodes 830 amino acids.
GACAGCUGUGGGGGCCAGGUUAACUCCAGCCCUCUCACGGCACUGGCCACCAUGGGGUUGCGGCUGCUGCUCCCGCUGCUACUGCUCUGGACUCCGAGGACCCAGGGGUCUGAGCUGGACCCUAAUGGGCGGCAUGUCUGCGUGACCAACAGCCCCUCUGCUGAGCUCCAGUGCUGCCCAGGGUGGAGACAGAAAGACCAAGAAUGCACCAUUCCCAUCUGUGAGGGGCCCGAUGCCUGCCGGGAAGGCGAAGUGUGCGUGAAGCCAGGCCUCUGUCGAUGCAGACCUGGAUUCUUCGGGGCCCAGUGCAACUCCCGCUGCCCGGGCCAGUACUGGGGCCCCGACUGCCGUGAGAGCUGCCCCUGCUACCCCCAUGGCCAGUGUGAGCCUGAUACUGGCGUGUGCCGCUGCCAGGCCAACCGCUGGGGCAGCCGCUGCGAGUUCGAGUGCUCUUGCAGCCCUCAGGGGCGUUGUGACCCGAAGACAGGCGCCUGCUCCUGCGAGCCCGGCUGGUGGUCGACCAAGUGCCAACACCGGUGCCAAUGCAACAAAGUGGCGGCGCGCUGUGACCAAAACACGGGCUCCUGCCUGUGCGAGGCGGGCUGGUGGGGCCGCCGCUGCAGCUUCCGCUGCAAUUGCAAUGGCUCCCCUUGCGCGCAGGAAUCGGGCCGCUGUGCCUGCCGGCAGGGCUGGUGGGGCCGCGACUGCCAGCAGCAGUGCGAGUGCGUGCGCGGCCACUGCAGCCCCGCCUCCGGCCAGUGCGCCUGCCCGCCCGGCUUCCGCGGCGCUCGCUGCGAGCUGCCCUGCCCGGCAGGCCGCUACGGGACGCAGUGUAGCCACCGCUGUGGCCACUGCAAGCAGAAUGAGCCGUGCUCUGCAGACGUUGGCAGCUGUGAGUCCUGCGAACCCGGCUGGAACGGGACCCAGUGCCUCCAGCCCUGCCCACCUGGCACCUUUGGUGAGAGCUGCGGGCAGCAGUGCCCCCGCUGCCAGCUUGGGGAGGCCUGUCAGCCAGAUACUGGACACUGUCAGAGCUGUGACCCUGGCUGGCUGGGGCCCAGGUGUGAAGACGCCUGCCCAAGUGGCACCUUUGGGGAGGGCUGUGGCUCGACCUGCCCCACCUGUGUUCAGGGGGCUUGUGAUGCUGUGACUGGGGAAUGUGUCUGCAGCACUGGCUACUGGGGACCCAGCUGCAACGCUUCAUGCCCAACCGGCUUCCAUGGAAACAACUGCUCCGUCCCCUGUGAAUGCCCAGAGGGACCCUGCCACCCUGUCUCUGGGGCCUGCCAGCUCGGGCCUCGCGGCCAGGAUGCUGCCCUCAUUGCCGGCAUCCUUGUGCCUCUGCUGCUGCUCCUCCUGGGCGUCGCCUGCUGUGCCUUCUGCUGCUGGGCCGCCCGCCUGGACCCCAAGGACAGGCUGGCGAGAGAUGGAGCUGCUGUGUCCAGGAUGAAGCUCCAGGUCUGGGGGGCACUGACCAGCCUGGGCUCUGCGCUGCCCUGCCGUUCCCUCAGCAACCACAAGCUUCCCUGGGUGACAGUCUCCCACCACGACCCGGAGAUCCCCUUCAACCACAGCUUCAUCGAGCCACCCUCUGCCGGCUGGGCCUCGGACGACUCCUUCUCUUCUGAUUCUGAGUCUGGAGAGGAGGACGAGGGUCCUGCCUACUGCGUGCCACCCCGAGAAGGGAUAGUCCCUGUGACCCAAGCAGAGUCGCCGGAGGCCAGCCUGGUCGGAGGUCCCUUCCCACUCCCUGAGGAUGCCUCCACACCAUUCGCCAUCCCACGCACUUCCAGCCUAGCACGGGCCAAGCGACCAUCGGUCUCCUUUGCUGAAGGCACCAAGUUUGCACAGCAGAGUCGCCAAAGCUCAGGGGAGCUCUCCAGCCCACUCCGAAAGCCCAAGCGGCUCUCCCGGGGGGCCCAGCCGGCUCCUGAAAGCCAGGAGGCUGAGGGGUCCACAGGCCCUGAGCAAGCAGAAAGGGAUAAAGCCUCUCCUGAGGCAGCCAGCCCCAGGGAUUCAGCCACUGGCCACCGCCGGCUUCCACUUGGUGGCCGGACAGUGGCUGAGCGUGUGGAAGCCAUUGAAAACAGUGUCCAGGAGAGCUCAGACUCCGUAACCACAAUCUACAUGCUGGCAGGGACACCCCGGGAAUCGGAGGGCCCGGUCCGGUCUGUCCUCCGCCGUUUUGGUAGCUUCCAGAAAGGCCAAGCAGAGCCCAAGGUCAAGAGUGCCAUCCCCAAGCUUCCACAUCGGGCACUGAGUCGGAACAAGGGCAGCCCCAGGCUGGCCUCUGGCUCUGCUAGUCAGAGCGCUGGCUCAACCCCAAAUGAGGAGCUCACCGGGGCCGUGGAGUCUGCAGGAACCGGGCCAGAGGAAGCAGCCCGGGGAAAGAGGGAUGGCAUCAAGAGCUCAGGGAGGGUCCAGGAGCCGGCCCCUGAGGGUGGCUCCCCAGAACAGGAGCCCCAGAAGCUGGCUGGUGAGGAAGGGCAGGAGGAGCCCCAGUAUGAGAAUGUCGCCCCCAUCUCUGGGCCACCAGAGCCCUGAGGACCAUGAAUUUGGGGAGCGGGGAAACUAGGGAUGCAGGAGUAGGCAUCCCAACUGCCCUUGCCUCUGAUUGUGUUUUGUGCUGAAAAAAGGUCCCAGGGCCAGGAAAGACCUACGAGGACCUCUGCCCCUCUAUGGGGAAAUGUCCGAGGGAGAGGCCAGUUGGCUCUGGGCCCUGGCAGUGCUCCGGGGACGGUCUGGGGAGCCUGGGCAGAGAUCCCAUGGGAUGGGGUCAGGGAGGGGAACGCGACGGCUGCAGGGACUUUCUCUCUGUUGUCCUGGACUCUGUUUACCCCAAAAGGCUAUUCUUUCCUUCAUUUGCAAAAUAUUUUUCUGAAAUGGGAAACAACCUAAAUAUUUGACGAUAAAAGAUUGGUUAAAGAAAUAUUUUUUUAUGAUAGGUUCCUAAACAACCAUGAAAAAUUAUGUUGUGCAAGAAUAUGCAAUAUGGGAGACAUGGGAGAAUAUUCAUGCUAUACUGUUAAGUAUACACCUAAGUUUUCUUUUUAUAAAUUACAUUUCUUUUUGCAUCAGGAUACAUGUUUAGAAUUCUCCCUUUUGUGUAUAUUUUGUGGAUGGAUUUACAAACUUUUAAAAGGCUGUAUGUCCAUAAAGUUUCAGAGGAAAGACAUCAAAUCACAUUUUUCUCUCAGAUGAGAUUGAUAUUUAUUUUCUUUUUAAACUUCUGUAUAAUUUGCUGAUUUUUUACAAAGUGAACAUUCUUUUUACUUUUAUCAUUAAUUCUUUUUUAAAAAGCAAUACUCUUUGUUAAAAAUAAAUAGGACUAACAUCACAGACAUGUAUGAAGUAAAAAUGAGGUUUCCCUUCUCUCCAGAGGAGUCUAGGGGACCAGGGAGAGGCAGCUUUACUUUUCAUCGAAUGCCUUUUGGUCUUAUUCCGAAUCCUUUCGAUACACACUUGUGUUAACUAGUCAGGAAAUAAAAGAGUGGCUUCCCCUCCUAUCUCAGUGCUCAGAGGAUCUCAUGAACAGUUUAGAUACUUUCAGAAGUUUUUCUGUGCACAUGAAAACAAAAGAGCAUACUCUUCUGCAAUUUGCUCUUUUACUUAACAAUGCAUCCUGGAUUAUCUUUUGGUGUCAGUAAAUAUAAAGCUACCUCUUUUUACAAAAAAUGGCUACAUGAGAUUCCAUCAUGUGGAAAUAACACAGGUUAUUUAAACCAUCCCCUACUUACGGGGAUUUAGGCUGUUUCUAAUUGUUUUGAUACAAUAAAUGA